Aspergillus mulundensis is the source of this 273-nucleotide messenger RNA. RefSeq lists its product as uncharacterized. The record is from RefSeq and is a predicted model, not a curated record. NCBI's taxonomy places the organism in Eukaryota, Fungi, Ascomycota, Eurotiomycetes, Eurotiales, Aspergillaceae. Bases 1 to 273 code for a protein of 90 amino acids. Gene Ontology annotation, biological process: vacuole fusion, non-autophagic. Gene Ontology annotation, molecular function: endopeptidase inhibitor activity. The transcript has 3 exons.
AUGCCUCUCUACAACGUUCGUCUCACUACACUCUGUUUGGCUGCUCACUUGGGUACUAACACACCCCUUUUCCAGGUCACUCUGAAGAAGGACUCUCCCAUCGAGGAGCUCCACAAGGCCAAGGAAGCCGCUCGCGAGAAGGGAGGAACCAUCAAGCACGAAUACACCCUCAUCAAGGGCUUCACCGUUGAAUACCCCGACGAUCUCGUUCAAGUCUUCGAGUCAAGCGAGCACAUUCACGUCGAGCAGGAUGGGGAGGUCAAGACUCAGUGA